This is a messenger RNA of Cannabis sativa, 1924 nucleotides long. Its product is annotated as protein NUCLEAR FUSION DEFECTIVE 4. The transcript is spliced from 2 exons. Lineage: Eukaryota; Viridiplantae; Streptophyta; Magnoliopsida; Rosales; Cannabaceae. The record is from RefSeq and is a predicted model, not a curated record. Gene Ontology annotation, cellular component: membrane. Bases 105 to 1790 code for a protein of 561 amino acids.
UAUAAAUACACACAUUUUUUUUCCCUAUAUAAUAUUAAAACCAUCAAAACAACUCUCUAUCUAUUCUUUCAACAAUCUCUCUCUCUAACAUUUUCUUUGUUGUGAUGCCUUCAAGAGUUUUACAAUGGUUAAGCCUUGUAGGAAUCAUAUGGUUACAAGCCAUUAAUGGAACCAACACCAAUUUCCCAGCUUACUCUUCCCAACUCAAACAUGCCUUCUCCAUGUCCCAACUCCAACUCAACAACCUCGCUUUCGCCUCCGAUGCCGGAAAACUCUUCGGUUGGUUUUCCGGCAUUGCUUCCGUUUACCUUCCCCUUUGGCUUGUCCUUCUCAUAGGCUCAGUUCUCGGUUUAAUCGGUUACGGUCUCCAAUACCUCUCCAUAACAAACCAAAUCUCAUCUCUUUCUUACAUCCAAAUCUUCAUUCUCACCGUCUUAGCCGGUAACAGCAUAUGCUGGCUCAACACUGUCUCUUACCUCGUAGCAAUUAGAAACUUCCCCCGCCGUUACCGUCAACUCGCCGUUGGUGUAACGACGAGUUAUCAAGGAUUAAGUGCCAAGAUUUAUACUGACGUGGCAAGUUCUAUAUUCUCUUUCAGUAACGGUACUACUGAGAAAGCCCAGGCUUACCUUCUUCUCAACUCUGUUUUACCACUGGGAGUUACCGUUAUAACGGCUCCGUUUGCUAGAGUAAUGAAAGUAGGAACAGUAGCCAGGGAUGGUGGUGGAGACAUGAACGUUGGGUUUGUUGUAAUGUUUGUUAUAACUAUAAUUACUGGUGUUUAUGCUGUGAUUAGUAGUUUGGGGUUGAUUAUGUCAAGCUCUGCUCUUAAAAGGGUUAUUGGUACAUGUGUUUUUCUAUUGGCACCGCUUUUGAUUCCUUUGGCUGAGAAAAUUCGACAAGUGUUUGAGAAGUAUUAUAGCAGUGUGAUUAAUAGGGAGACCAGAGUUUACCAUUUUACUAUAGAUGAUGAAAAUAGUAAUAAUGAUGUGGAAACUGAUCGAUUGGAUCGUGAGGGUUCCAAAUCUGAACGAGGUAGUCAAGAUGAUCAAAAUGGUAGAGAAAGAGAAGUAGUAAUGAUCAACGGUCAGGAUGAUCAUGAUGAUGAUGAUGAUGGUGAUGGUGUUGGGGCUAGAGAGGAGAUUGGAGUUAAAAAGAUGCUAUUAAGGAUUGAUUUCUGGUUAUAUUUUUUCUGUUAUUUUUUUAGUGCUACACUUGGUUUAGUGUUCUUAAACAACUUGGGUCAAAUAGCUGAAUCUCGAGGGUCCAAUAAUACAUCUUCUUUAGUUUCAUUGUCUUCUGCCUUUGGAUUCUUUGGUAGACUCAUGCCUUCACUUUUAGACUAUUUCUUCUCAAGGAGGAGAAAGUCAUCAGUGGUUUCAAGUCCAGCUUUAAUUGCUAUCUUAGUAGCUCCAAUGGGAGGAGCUUUCUUAUUAUUACUCAACUCAACACACAUUGUUUUAUACAUAAGUACAGCUAUUAUAGGAGUUUGUACAGGAGCAAUUACUUCAGUUUCAGUUUCUACAACUUCAGAGCUAUUUGGUGCUAAAAAUUUCUCAGUGAAUCAUAAUGUUUUGGUAGCUAAUAUCCCAAUUGGGUCAUUUGUUUUUGGCUAUUUGGCUGCUCUUCUCUACCACCAACAAGGAAAUGGGCGAUCAGAUGGGAAAUGCAUAGGAACAAAAUGCUAUAGAGACAGUUUCCUCAUUUGGGGUUCUCUCUGUUUUCUUGGCACGAUUUUGGCUAUAAUUUUAUGUGUUCGUACACGCAAGUUCUACUCCCAUACAUCAUAAUUAAUUUUGUGUCACAAAUAUAUAUACAUAUAUAAAUAUAUACAAUAGGUCUAUAUUUAUAUAUUUAUAUAUUGUAUGAGAGUACACUUUUUUCUUCAUAAGUGUCUCAAUGAAAGUGUCACAUAUUUUUGGUU